UAAUUGCUCCACCGUUUGCCUCAAAAAUCCAAAAAUAGUGGGUGAUUGCUCCUUCAUGACUUGCUUCCAUUAGCCUCAAAUACUGUUGCAUAGCUGGUCUAAGUUGAAGCGAUUAAGGCCAUUGUUGCACCAACCAAAAUGCUUCCUUUGCCACGCCAAUUCUUGGCACAAGCUACUGCGUUUUUGCUUUUCAAUUGGCUACUGUGUGCUUGCCGACCAGCAGUUAUUGCUAAAAUUUUUCCUUCAUCAUUAGCGUUCAAUUAGCUCUCCAAAUCACUACUGCUAACUGUCGUCCAUCUUGACACUAAUUUGCUGCACCCGUGCUAACAUCCUUUGCGGACCAUUGGCUUCAAUUUGCUGCAGUCUUGUUAAUUUUUCUUGCUACUUACUACUUGAUUUAAGGUUAGUGUAUGUGUUUGAAAUUGACAUACUUAUUGAUUGUGUUAUUAAGCUUUGUUUGGUUCGAUCAAGUAAGAAAUUAGAUGUAUUAAUUUAGUAUAAGAUUAAUACAUUUAGUUAAAGUCUAAAUUGAUUAAUAUUUUGAUUAAAAUUUGAUUUAGUGGCUCCGUGGACUAAAGUACUUUGUCAUGUUCGUUUGAUUUGUUUCUCUUAAUUAGUUAAUUCGGAAUAAAAUAAUUUCAGUUAAUCCGACGGUCCGGAUUUGAUCAUCAUCGGCCCUUCUUCUUCAACGCAAUCAUCGCCUCCCACUUCUCCCACCCCCUCAAAACUCCCUCCCGAAAUCUCAGAUCUAAUAUUUUUUAAAACCUACCAUCUCUUUCGCUAUCUGCCUUUUCCCUUUCUCUCUAUCUGAUUCCUAUCGACAAUGGCCGCCGCCGCCACUUCUUCACCCCGCGAGGAAAAUGUCUACAUGGCGAAACUCGCCGAGCAAGCCGAACGCUACGAGGAAAUGGUUGAGUUCAUGGAGAAAGUCUCUGCCUCCGCCGACAACGAGGAGCUCACCGUCGAGGAAAGGAACCUCCUCUCCGUCGCUUACAAGAAUGUUAUCGGCGCUCGCCGUGCUUCCUGGCGCAUCAUUUCCUCCAUUGAGCAGAAAGAGGAGAGCCGUGGUAACGAUGACCACGUCGCUACGAUCCGUGAUUACCGGGCCAAGAUCGAGUCCGAGCUUACUUCGAUCUGUAACGGGAUCUUGAAGCUCCUUGACACUAGGCUUGUCCCCUCGGCUUCCUCUGGAGAUUCCAAGGUCUUCUAUCUUAAGAUGAAGGGAGAUUACCACAGGUACUUGGCCGAGUUCAAGACUGGAGCUGAACGGAAGGAAGCUGCGGAGAGUACUCUCACUGCCUACAAAUCUGCUCAGGACAUUGCCAACGCCGAGUUGGCUCCUACUCACCCUAUUCGACUUGGACUGGCACUCAAUUUCUCUGUUUUCUACUAUGAGAUUCUCAAUUCUCCCGAUCGCGCUUGCAAUCUCGCCAAACAGGCAUUUGAUGAAGCGAUAGCUGAGUUGGAUACUCUAGGCGAGGAAUCGUACAAAGACAGCACCCUCAUCAUGCAACUCCUCCGUGACAAUCUCACUCUCUGGACCUCCGACAUGCAGGAUGACGGGGCUGAUGAUAUUAAAGAAGCACCGAAGCGUGACGAGCAGGAGCAACAACAAAAGCCACAGCAGUACUGAGGGUCAGCCGGGCUCUUACUUUCAAUUAUAUAAUUUGCCAAUUUAGGGUUUCAAUUCAAAACGAAACUUCUACCGAUUUGAUGUGUUUUUGAUAGAAGAAGAUUUGGUGCUACUUAGGCAAUUCUUGCCUUUGUUUUAACUCGAUCGUCCAUGUACUCAGUUUUUUGCUUCUUUUCUUUUUUUAAAUUUUAUUUUAGCUUCUUUGUGCCCCUGAAUGCUCUCUACUAUCUGCUCUGAGCAUAUAUCUGCUUUUGUUCUUCACAUUGUGGAAUGGAAAUGAAUGAUUUGGAAGUCACAA
Gossypium arboreum is the source of this 1931-nucleotide messenger RNA. RefSeq names its product 14-3-3-like protein. Gene Ontology annotation, biological process: signal transduction. The transcript is spliced from 4 exons. Bases 824 to 1633 code for a protein of 269 amino acids. NCBI's taxonomy places the organism in Eukaryota, Viridiplantae, Streptophyta, Magnoliopsida, Malvales, Malvaceae. Gene Ontology annotation, cellular component: cytoplasm. The record is from RefSeq and is a predicted model, not a curated record.